Messenger RNA from Aspergillus mulundensis, 1617 nucleotides. RefSeq lists its product as uncharacterized. The transcript is spliced from 4 exons. The coding region runs from base 1 to 1617 and encodes 538 amino acids. The record is from RefSeq and is a predicted model, not a curated record. Lineage: Eukaryota; Fungi; Ascomycota; Eurotiomycetes; Eurotiales; Aspergillaceae.
AUGUCUGACGCCCAGAAGCCCGUUGAGGAGACCCCCGUGGUUGCUCCCGUUGCUCCUGUCACCGAGACCCCUGUUGUCCCCGCUGAGGCUGCUACCGCCACCGAGACCCCCGCCGUCGAAGCGCCCAAGGAGACCGCCGCUGAGGCUUCCGAGCCUGCUGCUGAGGCUGCCCCCGCUGCCGCCGAGGAGUCCAAGGCUGAGGCCCCUGCGGAGGAGGCUAAGGAGGUUAUCCCCGCCUCUGAGGGAAUCCUCGGCUACAAGGCCCCUGGUCUGGUCAAGAGCCUCCGCUUUGCCAAGCGUUUCUUUUACUUCAGCGACGAGGCUGUUGAGGCCAAGCAGCUCUCCGUCUUCCGCAGCAACGAGAAGCCCGCUGUCGCCAACCCCAUUGUCGCCUGGGCCAGCCAGACCGGCAAGGGUCUGCUCUUCUUCACGAAGCGCGCCGAGGACAAGGCUACCCCCGCUGGCAUCAUCAGCUUGGCCGACAUCUCCGAUGUGACCAAGGAGGGUUCCGACGAGUUCCUCUUCAAGCUCAACGGUCACAAGCACACUUUCCAGGCCUCCAACACUGCUGAGCGUGACAGCUGGAUUGCUGCCCUUGAGGCCAAGUCCACCGAGGCCAAGGCCGAGAAGGACACCAUCACCUCUAGCGAGGGCUACAAGGCUGAGCUCGAGAAGCUGAGCAAGCCCGCCGCUGCCCCCGUCAAGGCCGCCGAGACUAAGGAAGAGGACAAGAAGGAGGAGGAGACUCCUGCUGUUGCUGCCGCCGAGGAGAACAAGGACAAGAGCCGUUCCCGUUCCCGCAAGAGGACCUCCAUCUUCGGUACUCUCCUAGGUAAGAAGGAGGAGCUUGAGGAGAAGAAGGAGGAGAAGAAGGAAGAGAAGGAGGAGGCCAAGGCUGAGGAGGCUAAGCCCGCUGAAGCCACCGAGGCCCCCGCUGCUGAGGCUCCCGUUGUCGCUGAGCCUGCUGCUGCUGAGGCUUCUGCCGCUCCUGCCGCUGUCGAGGCCGCCGACAAGAAGGAAGAGGACAAGAAGGAGGAGACCGAGGCCGCUCCCGCCCCUAAGUCUAAGCGCUCUUCUCUCUUCGGCAACUUCUUCCAGAAGGUCACCAGCCCCUCUCAGGAGAAGAGUGAGAAGGAAGCCGCUGCCCCCGCCGAACCCGCUCCUGUCGCUACCACCGCUCCUCAGCUCGACAACCCUGUCGAGGAGGCUGCUAAGCCCAUUGAGCCUGAGAGCGUGACCGCCGCUCCCGAGGUUGAGGCCGCCAAGGAGACUCCUGCCGAGUCUCCCGUUGAGUCCCCCGCUGCUGCCACCAAGGACAAGCGCCGCACAUCUUUCUUCGGCAGCUUCGGUAAGAAGAAGGCCGACUCUGGUGACGAGGCCGCUGAGGGUGAGGCCAAGCCCAAGAACAAGCUCGGUGGCCUUUUCCGCAAGCCCAGCAAGGCCGUGAAGCCCGAGACCAAGGAGACCACCGAAGCUGAGGCUGCUGAGCCCAAGACCGAGACCGUUGCUGAGGCGGGCCCCGCUGAGGAGACCCCCAAGCCCGCCGAGGCCCCCGCCACUGAGGAGGCCAAGCCUGUCGUUCCUUCCACCGCCGCCCCUGUUCAGGCUGCUGCUUGA